AGCUGCUCAUAGAAUAUAGAUCUAUCGAUGUCAGUCAAUGUCAAAUGAUAAAGUGAAUAAUGCUAUUUUCAAAAAAAUAAUAAUUUAUAUGUACGUCCGAUGUUGUUAUAAUUCGUCGUAAAUAUAAAUACGCGAAAAUGUUUACACUAGGUGGUCAACGGAUCUUACAUAAGUGCCUCAAGAUUUUGAGGUUAACUAUAGUAGAUUUUAGCAGUUUACCCGAUAUUAAGACAUUGAAUCUUGUAAGAACGGUGGAGAAGACGAUAGAAAAUAACACGAGUAUUUUUAUCGAAAGUCCUAUUCAUGUAAAGGUGCAACCUAUCGACGUGAACGACAUAAAGGCACAUAAUAAGCUGACUAUGACAUUGUACAGUCAAGGAAAAGAUACGAACGAUUUUCAAGUAAAACAGACUUCGAAGCGACUUGAACUACUGAACAAGAACACUUCGCCAGACCGCAAUGAUGUAUGUUUAAUACAAGUUCCAUAUAAAUUAAAGGUACAAGUAACAGCUACUGAAAAUGCGUCAGUACAUUUAGCGAAAUUAGAAGCUGAGGAAUUUGUGGUCAAAACUCAAAAAGGUUCUGUAAACGUUGCUGAUUUAAAAGCAGACAAUAUCAAAGUAGAAAGUGCAUCAGGAGAUGUACUAACAGAUGGCAGAUUACAGGCCAGCAACAUUGACUUGAAGACGGGAAUUAAUGGAGCUAUCAAAUGUCACAGUAUAAUGGCAAAUAACUUCAAUGUAUCGUCACACGGAGGACAUAUUUCUGUCAAGUCCUGUUAUAGUGACAAAUCACAUUUCACAACAUUAAUGGGUAAUAUUAAACUUGAUAACUUACACAGAUCUGUGAAAAUAGAUGUCAUACAGAAAGGCAACCUUUACAUCACGGGAUUUUCGGGUAAUCUAGAAGCUUCCUUGAAAAGUGGAGAAGUAUUCAUGCAUGCAGCACAGUUAACAGAAAAAAGUAGUAUAUUUAUACAUGAGAAAGGCAAAGUUGAGUUAUUGGUACAUGAUAUAUUAAAAAACUUACCAGCAACUAAUCUCAUAGCAGAAAAAAUAAAAGUUGAUGAUAAAAUAUUAAAACUUGGCAGAUUUAUGGACGAUUCUCAUCCAAAGAGGUUUAGAUUUGAAAAGGAACCUCAAAAUGAAUUGCACAUAGUAUGUAAAAAUGGUUCAAUUGAAUUGAAAGACACAAACUUACCUUUCUUUUUGUAAUCCUAUUAUAUUAUAAUAUUCUAGGAAGGUCCUAGUCAUCAUAUAUGAAGUAAAGUGAACAUUAUUUAUUUUAAUAUGGCAUUAGUUACAUUUUAAUUGCAUUUCACUGAAUGUAGAUACAUCUUUUGACAAUUUUAUUAAUUAAGUAUGAUAAAUAUAUUUAUAUUUUUUUCCAAGCAUUAAUGACUAUUUAAAUAAUAUAAUAUUCAGAAGCAUUUAAAUAUAUAUUAAUAUAAAUCUUCAAUUCAAUCUUUAUUUUAAAAUAUUUUGCCAUAGAAAAAUGUUAUUUCAUCUUUCUUGCUUGGUGAUUUAUUAAAACUAUUAAUUAAUUGAAAUUGUGAGCCAUCUAAUGGCAACAUUUUAUGGAUUUACUAGCCCAAUAGUAGUCACAAUUAUAAAAAAUUGGACAAUCAUAGAAUAUAUAUAGCGGGCUAGCUAUAUAUUAAGCAAGUUUUCUGCUUGAGAAUCAGUACUAUGAUAUUGUAUAAAUCAUACCUGGAAUUGUAUUGUUAAUACUUUAUUUCAUUUUAUAAUAUAUUAUGCCAAAUUAUAGAUAAUAGAUUAAUUGUUAUUGUGAUUAAAAAAAAUUGUAUGAAUAUUUAAUAAAAAAUAAUUUUAUUAAAAAAUAAGCAUUUAAAACAGUUGCAUUAAUAGAGUAGAAUUAGUAAUUAAUAGUUAUUUAAUGAAAAGAAAAAUAGAAAGUUAUUAAUACAUAAUACCAAUUUAUAUUUUAGUUUUCUGAAUUAAAAUACAACAAAAUUAAAAAAUAUAUAUUACUUCAUAAUGUAUUUAUUUACUUCAUUUCGCUUCCUUCUUUACAUUGUGAUAUUUGGUUCCUAAUUAGUUUCGUAUGGUAAAUAUCUUUUCAUUAGUAAAUGAGCUGUCAAUUGUUUGUGUGAACUUUGGACAUGAAGAUAUAUAUAUUUUUUAGUUUCAAAUAAAAAUAACUCAAUUUAAUCUACUAUGCCUUAAA
Molecule: messenger RNA, 2187 nt
Organism: Vanessa tameamea
Lineage: Eukaryota; Metazoa; Arthropoda; Insecta; Lepidoptera; Nymphalidae
Exons: 1
Coding region: 138-1214 (358 amino acids)
Source: RefSeq, a predicted model, not a curated record